UAAAAAACUUUUAAAAAUUGAACACCAUUCCGUGAAAACAAAAUAUAAACAAUUUCUUUGUUUUCUUCAACUUAGUUUUUAUUUUUUAAAUUGAGUCUUCUAGUCUAAAAGUAUCUAAAAAUUAAAUGUAAAAGAAACACAGUCAACAGUUUUGAAAACACGAAUGAUCUCAUUCCAAAACCACCACCUUCUUCUUCUAACUGCCGCUGCUACUAUAAGAGGAUGCCCAAAGUCGCAGCACCAACUCCUCAGUGUUCGAAAUUUGGUGGACGCCCGAAUUAUCAAAACUGGUUUCGACCCCAAUACAUGUCGCUCCAACUUCCAACUCUGCAAUUUGCUUAGAAGAGGCGAUUUUUCACUCGCACGCCGACUGUUCGACCAAAUGCCUCACCAAAAUGUUGUCUCUGCCAACAUGUUGAUUUCGUCUUAUGUCAAGUCCGGCAAUCUUUCAAAAGCAAGACAACUGUUUGAUCACAUGCUUGAUCGCACAGCUGUCACUUGGACCAUCUUGAUUGGUGGGUAUUCUCAUCAUAAUCAACCCAAGCAAGCUUUUAGCCUAUACAGAGAGAUGCACAGGUGGGGGACUGACCCAGAUUACGUGACAUUUGCGACUCUCCUAUCUGGAUGCGAUGAUUCCAUCACGGGAAAACAAGUAGUUCAAAUUCAUGCCCAUAUCGUCAAAUUCGGACAUGAUUCAACUCUUAUUGUUUGCAACAGCUUGCUUGAUUCCUAUUGCAAAUGUCGUUGUCUUGAUCCGGCCUUUGAGCUUUUCAAGGCAAUGCCUGCCAGAGAUUCUGUCACAUUCAAUGCCUUGAUAACAGGGUACACUAAAGAUGGACUGAAUGAAGCUGCCAUACACCUGUUUAUAGAAAUGCAAAAUUUGGGUUUGAAGCCAACUGAGUUUACUUUUGCCGCAGUGCUAUGUGCCAGCAUUGGGUUAGACGGCAUUGCUCUUGGGCAACAAGUUCACGGUUUUGUGCUCAAGACCAAUUUUGUUUGGAAUGUGUUCGUGGGCAAUGCCUUGCUGGAUUUCUACUCAAAGCAUGACUGCAUUUAUUAUGCAAGAAAACUCUUUGAUGAGAUGCCGGAGUUGGAUGGUGUCUCUUAUAAUGUGAUAAUCACGGGAUAUGCAUGGGAUGGGCAAUACAAAGAAUCACUUCGUCUCUUCCGUGAAUUACAGCAGCUCACUGGGUUUGAUAGGAGACAAUUGCCUUUCUCAACCAUGUUGAGCAUAGCAGCAAAUACAUCAAAUUUAGAAAUGGGCAGGCAAAUUCAUUCCCAAACAAUUGUGACGGCAGCUGAUUCAGAAUCUUUGGUAGGGAAUUCGCUGGUGGACAUGUAUGCCAAAUGUGACAGAUUUAAAGAAGCCAAUAUGGUAUUUGCCAACCUGGCCCACAUAAACUCAGUUCCAUGGACAGCCAUGAUCUCAGCUUAUGUUCAGAAAGGACUCCAUGAAGAAGGCCUUAAACUAUUCAACAAUAUGCAUAGAGCUAAUGUACGCCCUGACCAGGCCACUUUUGCAAGCGUGCUAAGAGCUUCAGCAAAUUUGGCUUCGAUUUCACAAGGAAAGCAAUUCCACUCAUGCCUAAUCAGAUCGGGAUUCAUGUCCAAUGUUUUCUGCGGUAGUGCACUUCUAGACAUGUAUGCAAAAUGUGGAUCCAUAGAAGGUGCCAUUCAAACUUUCCAAGAAAUGCCAGACAGAAAUGUAGUCUCUUGGAAUGCGUUGAUCUCGGCUAAUGCUCAGAAUGGGGACGGCGAGGCCACUAUGAGGUCAUUCAAACAGAUGGUUCAGUCAGGUCUCCAACCGGAUUCAGUAAGCUUCCUCAGCGUACUAACUGCUUGCAGCCACCGAGGUCUUGUUGAAGAAGGUUUGCAGUAUUUCAAUUCCAUGGCUCAAAUCUAUAAAAUUGUUCCAAAAAGAGAACAUUAUGCAUCUGUGGUUGAUGUCUUGUGUCGAAGUGGACGAUUCAAUGAAGCGGAGAAGUUAAUGGCUCAAAUGCCAUUCAAACCCGAUGAGAUCCUGUGGUCAUCAAUUCUAAAUUCAUGUAGAAUCCAUAGGAACCAAGAACUUGCUAAAAAAGCAGCAGACCAACUAUUCAACAUGGACAAGCUUAGAGAUGCUGGUUCUUAUGUCACUAUGUCUAAUAUAUAUGCAGCGGCAGGCCAGUGGGAAAAUGUUGGGAAGGUGAAGAAGGCCAUGAGGGAUCGAGGAGUUAAAAAGGUACCUGCUUAUAGUUGGGUAGAAAUAAAACACAAGAUUCAUGUAUUCUCCGCAAAUGAUAAGAUCCACCCACAAAUGGAUGAGAUCAGGAGAAAGAUUGAAAUGUUGACUCUGCGGAUGGAGGAAGAAGGGUACAAGCCCGACCUAAGUUGUGCCCUUCACAAUGUGGAUGAGGAAAUCAAAGUGGAGUCCCUUAAAUAUCACAGUGAGCGCUUAGCUAUUGCAUUUUCAUUAAUCAGUACCCCUGAGGGUUCAUCAAUACUGGUGAUGAAGAACUUAAGGGCCUGUACAGACUGCCAUGCUGCAAUCAAGGUGAUUUCAAAGAUCGUUGGUCGUGAAAUUACAGUGAGGGAUUCAAGCAGAUUCCAUCAUUUUAGAUAUGGGCUCUGCUCAUGUGGGGAUUAUUGGUGAUUUUGUGGACCAAAGGGGAAGGUUUCUUUCACUGGCAGCAGGCCAAAUCAAGGGGAUAAAUCCAAGGCGACAGCCAGACGCUACGAUUUUACUCUGGAGAAAAUGCAGUGACUAGGGAAAGUCUGAGUUUCUGUGGAGAAUUCGCACAGAUUGUGUAAUUACUUACUCUGAGAGACGGGCAAAGCUACGAAUCUCUGAUGCCCAUGCAACGCAUAUUGGAUUUGCAUCAUCAAUUUCCUCGUGUAUAAACAUAGUGACAAAGUUUAUUGAGUUAAUUUGGGAAACCAGUAGUGGAUCUUGAUGGUCCCUCCUCCAAACAUGUAUGCAGAAGAAAUGGAUCUUCAUAAAAACAAUACCCAAUUAGUAUACAUUAACGUGUAUUUGGAAGGGGAAAGAUUGGGUAUACACUUAACUUUUAGCAAUUGCACAAAGUGGUUGCCCCGUGAGUUGAACCCAUAACCUCAAGGUUAAUGCUGGAAAUUGCAAGGGCAUUGCGAGUUUACACAUGAAGGAAGCACAUGCACCAGCAACACCGCUUCUUACUCGAGGAUGGCUGCAUCUUCUUCCAGGGUUCUCUCCCUUUUGCUGCUACUGAGGAAAUCAUUGCUGAUUCACUUUCCAUAUAGUGAUCAUCCUGUAUUUUUGUUGCCUAGGUCAGGCUGUUUAUGAGAUGUUGCCCCUUGCCUAUGUUAAUUGCUGACAACACUUGAUCUGUUCAGAAAUUGUAUUUCUAAAGCAGUCAGGCACUGAAUUUCAUUGAAAGUCUUUCAAGGGAUGGAUAGCAAAGAAAGAACAUACAGAGGAUGUCAUUUUCAGGUGUUCAAAAACCGAGAAGAAUCGACAACAUCAAAUGUCAAAGAAAGAAGAGUGAUUCUCUCCACAUCCAUUCACGACAUAAACUCCAUAUCUACAAAACUAUACCAAAUUUCAUUUCCUCUUCUUGUUGAGCAAAUUGUCGAGAACCUCCUUCAAGGAGUUGAACUUUAAUUUUGGCGGGGGUAUUUAACUUCGACUCGUGUUUAACUUACUAAUUUUAUUUGAAACUAUUUCAUUAGGUAAACAAAUCAAAAUUGAGCAUAUUUGAAGCUCCUUAGUUCAACUUAACCUGACUCAAUAAAAUAAAUUUACAUACACUUGGGACUGCAUAUAAAAAAAACAAAGAAAAACUUGAAAUCUCACUUACCUUGACACCUAAUUGCCCUCUUCAUAACUACUUGGGGCAAUUGGCUGGGGUCUCAUUGUAGGUAGUCUUUUGCGCCCAUAAAUUAGUAAUAGUAAUGUUGCAGUGACCAAAGUUUGAUUUCUGUUAUCAAAAGUAAAAAACCUACUACUAAUACUGCUAACUAACAUAGCAGCGCUCAUCAAAACUUGCUGGGCACAUUUCCCUGCCCCUUCCUCCAGGGGAAGGUUGACCAAAUU
Molecule: messenger RNA, 4051 nt
Organism: Camellia sinensis
Lineage: Eukaryota; Viridiplantae; Streptophyta; Magnoliopsida; Ericales; Theaceae
Product: Pentatricopeptide repeat (PPR) superfamily protein
Biological process (GO): RNA modification
Molecular function (GO): RNA binding; protein binding; zinc ion binding
Source: RefSeq, a predicted model, not a curated record